Messenger RNA from Lagopus leucura (white-tailed ptarmigan), 3142 nucleotides. RefSeq names its product ST18 C2H2C-type zinc finger transcription factor (gene ST18). The coding region runs from base 51 to 3104 and encodes 1017 amino acids. The record is from RefSeq and is a predicted model, not a curated record. Gene Ontology annotation, biological process: regulation of transcription by RNA polymerase II. Gene Ontology annotation, cellular component: nucleus. Gene Ontology annotation, molecular function: RNA polymerase II cis-regulatory region sequence-specific DNA binding; zinc ion binding; DNA-binding transcription factor activity, RNA polymerase II-specific. Lineage: Eukaryota; Metazoa; Chordata; Aves; Galliformes; Phasianidae. The transcript is spliced from 19 exons.
CCCUCCUGGUGUUUUGUGGUGAGUCCAACUAAGGUGCCUACAAAUGCUCCAUGGCUAAGAGAAAAGCUGAAGAACAGAUUUCAGGUGUUCCUGUCAACAAAAGGAAGUCUCUGCUAAUGAAGCCUCGCCACUACAGUCCCAGCCUGGAAUGCAAAGAGGAAAAUGAAGACAGGACAGAUUUACAGGAGAAUAUUGGUGUCCUCGAUAGCAAUUCAAUUCCAGAGGAAAAGAUUGCAAAACCAUGUGAGGAAACCCUUCAUUCAGGUGGGCAAGAAAAUUCCAGUCAAAGAAAAGAUAACUACGCCAGUUACCAAGAUGCCAUGGCCAAAUCUUUGAUGAACAGUGGAAAAAUUGCAAAAGAUGCACCCAGUCAAGCAGUGGCAGAAAAUCUAAAUGACAGUGGCAUUCAAUCCUUAAAAACAGAAAGUGAUGACACUGAUGAAUGUUACAUGAUUGACUCAGCUGAAAGAAAAGAAAAGACUGUUAUUUCUGACCCAAAAUAUUGUUCAUCUGAGGAAAACGAAAGCAACUCUGAAAUGAUGGAAAACGAGUGGGACAGCUCCUCAAAUUUUUCAGAAGAAACUAGUGAAAAGCCCCAUGUAACUCAGAAAUAUAUUGCAGAGUGUAAUCAACCUAGCAUCUUGGAAGUCCCUGAAAUUAAGAAGGAGGAGGUAGAAUUUGAGCCUUGUGAAACACUUUGUGAUUCAGAAGCAGAGCUAAGAGCACCCCAGGAGUCUCACCCAGAUUCUUUUGAGAAGAGAAUGCAGAAUGUGUUCCCUGAAAGUGAAGAAGAUGACAACGAGUGCCUGUCAGAAACCACAGAAAUGUCAGUUGAACUGGACAAAGCAAAAGGGAACUUGAGUUUGCUAGAAGAAGCAAUAGCUCUGCAGGCAGAGCAAGGGCAUGUGUUUCACAGCACCUACAAGGAACUCGAUAGGUUUCUCCUGGAGCAUCUAGCGGGGGAGAGAAGACAAACCAAAGUUAUUGACGUUGGUGGGAGACAGCUAUUUAGCAACAAACACUCACCCAGGCCUGAAAAGAGAGAAACCAAAUGUCCCAUCCCAGGAUGUGAUGGCACAGGGCAUGUGACUGGGCUGUACCCCCACCACCGCAGUCUCUCAGGCUGUCCUCACAAAGUUAGAGUGCCACUAGAAAUUCUUGCCAUGCAUGAAAAUGUUUUAAAGUGCCCCACUCCAGGAUGCACUGGAAGAGGACACGUCAACAGCAAUCGCAACACACACAGAAGCCUUUCUGGUUGUCCAAUUGCUGCAGCUGAAAAGUUGGCAAUGUCCCAGGAAAAAAACCAGCUCGAGUCUCCAAAAGCAGGGCAGUGCCAUGAUCAAACUCACAGCACAAAUUUGACUAAGCAGCUUGAAGUAGCUCAGUACAAUUACAGAACUUCACAACCUGUCGCUUCCUCCAGAACCACCCUCACAAAAGAAAAGGAGAAGUUUGGGAAAGUACCCUUUGAUUAUGCCAGCUUUGAUGCACAAGUCUUUGGCAAACGCACAAUAGCACCUACAGUGCAAGGGCGAAAAACACCACAGUUCCUUGAAUCAAAGCAUUUUUCAAAUCCAGUGAAAUUUUCUAAUCGACUGCCUAGUGCUAGCGCCCACACACAGAGCCCUUGCCAUGCCAACUCUUAUAGCUACGGUCAAUGUAGUGAAGACACCCACAUAGCAGCAGCUGCUGCUAUCCUGAACCUUUCCACCCGCUGCAGGGAAGCAGCAGAGAUCCUCUCCAACAAACCACAGAGUCUGUCUGCCAAGGGAACUGAGAUAGAAGUGGAUGAAAAUGGCACUCUGGAUUUGAGCAUGAAAAAGAACCGAAGCCAAGACAAAGUUACGCCUCUCACUUCUUCCAGUACAGUACUUCCCACUCCUUCCUCUUCUCCUUUCAAAACAAGCAGCAUCUUGGUAAAUGCAGCCUUCUACCAGGCUCUUUGUGAGCAAGAAGGCUGGGACACACCAAUCAACUACAGCAAGACACAUGGCAGGAAAGAAGAAAAGGAGAAAGACACAGUGAGUUCUCCAGAAAACAUGGAAGAAAAAAAGUAUCCAGGAGAAGUCUCCAUACCAAGUCCUAAACCCAAGCUCCAUUCAAGAGAUCUCAAAAAGGAACUCAUCACCUGUCCAACUCCAGGAUGUGAUGGUAGCGGUCACGUAACAGGAAACUAUGCCUCACACCGCAGUGUUUCUGGGUGCCCACUAGCUGACAAGACAUUAAAAUCCCUUAUGGCUGCUAACUCUCAGGAGCUUAAGUGCCCAACACCUGGUUGUGAUGGUUCUGGCCACGUGACUGGGAACUAUGCAUCACACAGAAGCUUAUCUGGUUGUCCCCGUGCCAGAAAAGGUGGUAUCAAAGUGACUCCUUCCAAGGAUGAAAAAGAAGACCCUGAACUUAAAUGCCCAGUGAUAGGCUGUGAUGGCCAAGGUCACAUAUCAGGUAAAUACACUUCUCAUCGCACUGCUUCUGGUUGUCCUUUGGCUGCCAAGAGACAGAAGGAGAGUCCCGUCAAUGGGUCUUCACUAUCCUGGAAACUGAACAAACAAGAGCUGCCACACUGUCCUUUGCCAGGCUGCAACGGGCUGGGUCAUGUUAAUAAUGUUUUUGUCACCCACAGAAGUCUAUCUGGUUGUCCUCUGAAUGCACAAGCCAUAAAAAAGGGCAAAAUUUCGGAAGAGUUAAUGACUAUCAAGCUUAAAGCAAGUGGUGGUAUUGAGAGUGAUGAAGAAAUCAGACAUUUGGAUGAAGAAAUAAAAGAACUGAAUGAAUCCAAUCUUAAAAUUGAAGCUGACAUGAUGAAACUUCAAACCCAGAUCACGUCUAUGGAGACCAACCUGAAAACAAUAGAAGAAGAGAACAAACUCAUAGAGCAGAACAAUGAGAGCCUGUUGAAGGAGCUAGCUGGUUUAAGCCAAGCCCUCAUCUCCAGCCUUGCUGACAUUCAGCUUCCACAGAUGGGGCCAAUCAGUGAGCAGAAUUUCGAAGCAUAUGUAAAUACACUCACAGACAUGUACAGCAAUCUGGAACGGGACUAUUCCCCCGAAUGCAAAGCUCUGCUGGAAAGUAUCAAACAGGCAGUGAAGGGCAUCCAUGUGUAGGAUGUGAAAGCUGCUGGGCAACAGAAAUUACUUAACAG